AUGAUGCCAAUCUACAGUUUAAAAACAAAAUCCCAUUACAAUGGAUCACAAACUAAUGGUGAUAGUUAUUUUAAUGAUGAAAAUGUCGAUACGACGAAAAUUAAAAAAGACCCAGUCAUCAAAGGAUAUUGUCGUGAUGGUGGUUGUAAAACAAAUGAAGAUUAUAUUAAUGCUUUGAUCGCAUAUAUAAUUAUGAAAUUCAAAGAUACAAUAAGAAUAAAUUCUCGGUAUAAUGAUUAUGAUGAAUAUUUAUUGAUGUGGAUAAGUGAUAAAUUAUUUAAGAUGUACCACGAAAGCCAAGGCACAAAUAAAAAAAUAGGCUUUGUCUAUUCUAUUACUUUAAAUCAGGCUUAUGAAGACUAUUUAGAUAAACAUAAACAAAGAUUGAAUUAUUGGGUUCUUUUAAAUAUGCAGCAGGGUUUGAAAGAAGCGAAUCUUAAGUAUAUGAGCGAAUUUUAUAAAUUACUUAAUAUUAUAUGUAAAAUAAUUACAGAUUAUAAUAGCCGUACCAGAAAUAAGAAAAUUACUAAAUAUUCUACCGAUUGCCGUCGUCAAUAUAGAACCCUUUAUAAUAACAUUCCUAAAUGCAAAUCAUAUUUUGAUUUAUUGAAUAAAUUAAAAGGUAUAUAUGAUGAUUUUAGUUCUGAUAUUAAGAAAAAUGAUUUAAAAACUAAUCUUAAAAAACUUACACUAGAAAAUGGAACAGAGAUGAACGCAGUGAAAGGUUUUAAAAGAUAUAACUUCAGUGAUUCAAAAUGUAAAACCCCCAAAAAAAAACGUACAUCCUCCAAACCUUCAAAACCUAAUUCAGGACCAGCAUCGACUAUAAAGAUUCAAAGAGGAUCACCAGGAUCUCAAGGUGUAUCAAAUGCUACAGGAAAUCAAUUAUCAAAUCAAGAGAAUACAUCAAAAGGUCCAGAUAAUGGAUCGAUUGGUGGAUCAGAUGGUAACCAAGUAAGCCAAGAAGGAUCGGAAGGCUCGAAAAGUGGACAAGACGCCAAAGAUAGUGAACCAGGAGGCUCAGGCAGUGAGAAAACAGAUACAGACAAUGAUCCAUCAAAUAAAGGUGGCCCACAAGGUGAUCAAGGAGAUUCAGUUGAUGGACCAGGUAGUGGGCAAGGUGAUAAAGGGGGACAAGUAGGUGGAUCAAAUAGUGAUCAAGUAAAUCAAGGAGGUUUAGGAAGUUCAGGAGAUGGAUCAGGCAGUGAUCCAGUAGAAAAAGGAUCUCAAAGUAUGUCAGGGGAUCCUGUUGAUACUGGGCAAUCCUUUUUUAGGAUCACAUUAAAAGGCAUAGACAAAUUAAAUACUGGUAUCAAGUUUUUUGAAAAACAUAAGAAAAAAAUUGUAGAGGCCAAAGAAACUAUUAAUAAUUUAUAUAAUACAUCUAUGUCUAAUAUAAAAAUUGCUUACGAUAACUCUAUGAAAAUUUUAAAUAGCAUUAUUGAUAAUAUAAGUAAUCAACCUGAAAAAGUAAACAUGCCAUCUACAUUAGAUGGUAAUAAAUUAGGAUCAGGUGGCACAGGGGGCGGGCCACCCACACCUAAUGGCUCAUCACCGUCUCAAAAAGAUUCACCUCAAACUCCAUCAGGAACAUCACCCACUACAUUACCGUUGCCAGAUCCUAAGGAACAAACUAGCCCACUUCAAUCGCCUCAGGACUCAUCUGGAAAACAAAAUUAUGAUCAAAAUGAUCAAGGAGGAUCUCAAAAAAUAGUGACAAAUCCAGUGGUUAAAUCAGAAAAUCCAGGAACCGAAACAAAAGGAAAUGGAAUAACAAAAAUAGGUGAUAUAUAUGUAUUAAAAGAAUACAAACAAAUUGGAAUAUCAAUUAUAGUUCUUUUAAUACCUAUUACUUUAACUAUUCUGCACAAGUAUUUGUCAUCUGGGUGGAGAAAGGAAUUGAAGAAAAAAACAAACAUGAAAAAGGUUAUAAAUUCAAUUGGAGAAAAAAAACAAAUACAAAUAAUUAUAAAAUCAUCUAAUCAAAAAAAGAAUACUAAAAAAUCUAUAAAUUCCGUUUAUGGGGAAAAAUCUCCAUCAUUAAAUAUAUACAAGAUUAUGCAGGCUGAUCCUGUACCAUUUAUUAAUUUAUUUUUUUUGCUGAUUUUUUUUGUUUAUAAAAGAAAGCGCGAUUUCAUAGAAUUAUAA
Messenger RNA from Plasmodium vinckei vinckei, 2148 nucleotides. Its product is annotated as PIR protein CIR protein. NCBI's taxonomy places the organism in Eukaryota, Apicomplexa, Aconoidasida, Haemosporida, Plasmodiidae. The transcript is spliced from 3 exons. Bases 1 to 2148 code for a protein of 715 amino acids. The record is from RefSeq and is a predicted model, not a curated record.